AUGGCUGACAGUGAUCUUAUUCGUCUCGCUAAAGAUCAGAUGGCGCUUCCUGCCACCGCUCCCGUCUCUGUGAUCCCAAAGUGUUAUCUUGAAGAGCUCAAGCUCCAUCUGGUGCUGUACCCCCACGACGAUAACUUUCGGGUCAUAUUGCAACCUAAACAUGGGUUUGGCUUCCUUACCUGUUUGGAAAAAGGCUGCAAUAACGAGACCAUAUCGCUGGGAAAACGCGUCAAAACGCAUGAUGGAGGACGUCGCGAAGGCUUCGGAUCAUUGCUUGAAUACAGGAAACAUAUUGAAUCCCACGCGACUCACGCGAAGAACAGAUUGGCGCGCAUUAAAGCUAAAUUGAGGGCGCCGCAAACAACACAUGUUGGCCACACACCUGAAUCAUCAUCCACUCCGGUCAAACGAGAGUCUACCGCGUCUUUGUUGCCCUCUCAUGCGUCUAGAACCACCAGCAGACGUUCCUCUGGUUUGGUCCGCAUCAAGCCGGAGUUGGAGGAGUCGACGAUUCCUCGCAAGCGCCUAUCGGAUACGCCCUUUGGUGUGCUCGGAAAUCCAUCAAGUGGCAAACCGGUUUCCAUCAAAAAGCUCAAGACCGAGCCAACACCCAAAACACCCCUUGCCCCUCGCUCCAACACCUUCACAGCAUCUGAAUUGCCUACCUCUCGCGCUGUUCCACCGCCUCCAGAUAUCCAGGAAAUACGCGCUCGUUUACAGGAGGUACAGGCCCAAAUCGCAGCGGUACAGACAUCUCACGACCGCAUCAAGCGCAAAACCAAGAAGUCAAAGGCGGAUUUGACGAGGAUGAGCGGGUAUAUGCAGGAACUAGAGACGCUCAACAUGCUCAAAGCUGAGUACAACGCAGCCAUCCCCUCGAUGUCUCCUUUGAAAAGGACACAUUCUAUGGCGUCGUUGCACUCCCCAACAAAAUCGGAAAACAUCUUUUCACGCCCCUUCCCUGGUUCUGGCGACAACGACAUGCUUCCCCAACCGUUCGAUAAACAAGUAGCCAAAACCGAAAGGAAGCCUUUCGUCCUUUUCUCAAAUGCGGACGCUUGGCCCGCAGUCGACUCCAAACCCGUCUCUGUCGAACGGAAGCCUUUCCCCGUGGUUGCCGAAAAUGCGUUCUAUGAAUAUAAGCCGCAACAACCAGUCGCAUCGGGAUCCAACGUCACGCUUCCUCCAGGUCCAACGCUCGUUAAAGAGAAGGUAACUCGAGCUGCGCAACCUGUUGCUUCUGGAUCCAAUGUCCACCUCCCAUACUCGCAUUGGGACAGCGACGAAGAAAUGGCGCCGGCGAUCGCUGACGAUCUCAUUGCGCGGGUGGGCAUCAACGUUCCAGCUCCUAUCCGCACCGACCACCAGGACGGUAACGGGGACUUCUACGGUCGAGGCCGCGAUCUCUACGUUGGACCUCAAGCCAAGGCUGAUGACAUCGACAAAUUCCUACUCGAAGCUGGAAAUGCAGAACAAUUCGAUGGAAAUGCAAGCGUCGACAAGGCGCUUGAACGACUUGGCUUGUCAUCGCAAUACGACCUCUUGCCGGGGAUGGAAGUUGCCCUGAUGCCACAUCAGACCAUCGGUGCCGCGUGGAUGCUCGACAAAGAGCUGAGCUACUUCAAGGGCGGCUGUUUAGGCGACGACAUGGGUCUGGGAAAGUCGUUGAUGUUUCUCACAACCAGGAUUGCCGUCAUCGUGAAGAAUCAGUCGACGGAUCCGAUCUGCAAGACGACCCUUAUCAUCGCACCCACGGCGCUGCUUGAUCAAUGGAAGAUGGAGAUCGAGCUCAAGACUAACUGCGAGCUGAAGUGCUUGAUUUAUCAUGGAUCCUCAAAACCACGAAAGAAAUCAGAGAUCAUGAAGUACGAUAUUGUCUUGACUACUUACACGACAAUGUAUCUUGAGUGGCCCGAUUUCGAAGCGGAGCAAAAAAAGAAAGCUAAAGCGAAGCGCCAAAAGAAAAACGACGACUUCAUUGUCUCUGAUUCUGACGAUGACGAUGGAGGUAAGAAGAAGGGAAGCAAGGCUAAGAAGCAACAAAAGGGACUGCUCUUCGAAAUUGACUUCUACCGCAUCGUCCUCGAUGAGGCUCAGGCCAUCCGUAAUCGGCGUACUCGCCAGUCUCGAGCAUCUAGCGAGCUCCGUGGCACCUAUCGGUGGUGCUUGACAGGCACUCCCAUCAUCAACAGUCUUGUUGAUGCAUAUGCGUACACGAGAUUCCUCAAGAUCAGGCCUUGGUAUGACUGGACUGAAUUUCACCACCACAUUGGGUUAUUAGAGAAGAAAAAUCCUGCACUUGCAGUUGUUCGGCUUCAAGCUAUCUUCAGUUCAUUCCUUCUACGUCGCAUGAAGAACUCUCUUUUGGACGGCAAGCGCCUCGUUGAGCUGCCGAAGAAGACGGUUGAGCUAGUAAAGCUUGAGUUUUCGCAAGAGGAGAGGGAGAUUUAUACGAUGGUUGAGGCCCGCUCACAGGCCAAGUUCAAUCGCUAUCUAAGAGCUGGAACAGUUCUCAACCUUGCUUACUCCUCUCGAAGGAACUACCAUCAAGUCCUUGUGCUUCUCCUCCGACUUCGACAACUUUGCUCCCACCCGUCGCUUAUCCAAGAAGACGGAGUAGCGUUCGUCCAUCCGGAUGAGGUCGACAGCUCCAAACCUGAGCUUGCCACAGAGCUUUCCCGCGCGAGACGUCUUGUGUCACCUGAGUUCGUGACGAAGAUGAAGGCAAAGUUUAGGGAAAUGACCUUGAAACGGAUGGCUGCUGAAAAGGAAUCUGCCGACGCUGCUCUCGAGGACGAAGACUGUCCCAUUUGCUAUGAUAAUCUGGAUGACGCCGUCAUCACGCCUUGCACUCACAUCUUCUGUCGCAAAUGCAUCUGCGAUGUUCUCAAUACCCCUCAAGUCGAAGGAGGCGAUGGUGCCACAUUUAAAGCUGAUGAGCGACCAUGCCCUGUAUGUCGAUCCGCUGUUGUCAAGGAGAAGCUCUUCAGCCGCGUCGCCUUCGAGCCCUCUGAUGCCGACCUUAAUCUCAUCGGAGAACAGGAUGAAGACGUUGUGAUGGUAGAUUCCGACGACGGGCCGCUGAAGAAGAGGAAAGCAAAGUUCGCUGAUUCGGACGACGAACCCAUUUUGAAUCUCAAAGGGAAAGGAAAGGCAAAGGCGAAGAAAGUUCUCAAGUCCAAGUCCAAGUCCAAAUCACGCCGUCGCGUUGACGACGACGACGAUAUCGAAUCUGAUUUCGAAAGUGAUGAAGACGACGACAUGAGUGACUUCAUCGUCGAGAGCGACGAGGACGAGGAGGAGAAGGAUGUCCGUUUGGCUUUCAAGAGGCGGCUUGGAAAACGCAAGGCCACCAUCGUCUUGGAUUCGGACGAGGAGAUGGAUACUCCUGAGGAACAGGAGGUCAUCUUUGGUCGCAAGAAGAAGGUGCCGGUUUCUGAAGAGGCCAUUCGCCUGAUGCCAAAGUUCUUGCCAUCGACGAAAAUGAAGUUUAUGAUGGAGGUUCUCAUCAAGGGUAUUGAGAAGCGCCCAGAGGAGAAGACUCUGAUUAUCUCCCAAUGGACUGGCUGCCUCUCCCUCGUGUCCGCUUACUUGACAGAGAAAGGCAUCAUCCACGUCAAAUAUCAAGGUGACAUGAACCGCAACAAGCGUGAUCAGGCCGUUCGUGUCUUUAUGUCAAAGGACAAGGCCCGUGUGAUGUUGAUGUCGCUCAAGUGCGGAGGUGUCGGCCUCAACCUUACGCGAGCGAACAACGUCAUCUCGCUCGAUCUCGGCUGGUCAAGAGCAAUCGAGGAUCAAGCCUUCGACCGCGUUCAUCGCCUUGGCCAGACGCGGCCCGUUGAAGUCCAGCGUCUCGUGAUCGCUGACACUGUUGAAGAUCGCCUCCUGAAUAUUCAAGAACGCAAGCAAUCCCUCGCCGAUGGAAGUUUGGGGGAGGGCACGGGGAGGAAGAUCAAGUUUACUGUCAGGGAACUUGCCAAUUUGUUUGGUUUAGAUGCUCGAGGUCGUGUUCUGGCUCGUCGUUAG
Laccaria bicolor S238N-H82 is the source of this 4026-nucleotide messenger RNA. RefSeq names its product SNF2 superfamily protein. The transcript has 27 exons. NCBI's taxonomy places the organism in Eukaryota, Fungi, Basidiomycota, Agaricomycetes, Agaricales, Hydnangiaceae. Gene Ontology annotation, cellular component: cytoplasm. Gene Ontology annotation, molecular function: ATP binding; ATP-dependent chromatin remodeler activity. The record is from RefSeq and is a predicted model, not a curated record. Bases 1 to 4026 code for a protein of 1341 amino acids.